CUCGACUUCAGGUCGGCGGCCCGUAUGGAGGACCUGAACCGGCUCAUCCAGGAAUUCAGCAAGCACGACCAGCGGGAGUACGACGACCAGCGGGCUCUGGAGAUCCACACAGCCAAGGACUUCAUCUUCUCCAUGCUGGGUGAGGGGACACGCACGCAGACACCGAGCCGAGCACCGUUAUCUCACCGCACGGUAAACCGUGUUGUCUCCCGUCGAGAGGAGGAUGCAGACUCCACCUGCUCUCGUGCUGCACCUGUUUUGUUUAGACAUCAGGCUCAGAUGUAAAGAGCAGCACUGGCGCAUGUGUAAUGUGGCUGUUUGUCACUCUGGUCUCGGAGGGGCUGAGGCCGGUCCACCUGUGCACACGUCAGGAAUGGUCCAGAAGUUGGACCAAAAGCUCCCAGUGGCCAAUGAGUACCUCCUCCUGUCAGGAGGUGUUCGGGAGGGUGUGGUGGACAUGGACUUGGACGAGCUGAGCGUCUAUGCACGUGGCACAGACUACGACAUGGACUUCACCCUGCUGGUCCCAGCACUCAAACUCCAUGACCGCAACCAGCCGGUGACCCUGGACAUGAGGCACUCGGCCCUGGGCCACUCCUGGCUCAGCCUCCGCCUCUUUGACGAAGGAACCAUCAACAAGUGGAAGGACUGCUGCACCAUCGUGGACCACAUCAAUGGGACCACCAACUACUUCUUCUCUCCAACGCUGGUUGCCGACUGGUUCUACCAGUCCAUCUCCCUGGUGCUGCUGGAGGUGCAGAAGAAGCCACAGAGAGGGAUGCCGAGAGUGGAGAAGGUGGAGCGGAACGGCACCAUCAUCUCCGUCAUCCUGGGUGUCGGGAGCAGCCGGAUGCUCUACGACAUCGUUCCUGUGGUGUCUUUUAAAGGCUGGCCAGCUGUGGCUCAGAGUUGGCUGAUGGAGAACCACUUCUGGGAUGGGAAGAUCACCGAGGAGGAGGUCAUCAGCGGCUUCUACCUCGUCCCUGCGUGCUCCCACAAAGGCCGCAAGGAGAACGAGUGGCGCCUGUCAUUCGCCCGCAGCGAAGUGCAGCUGAAGAAGUGCAUCUCUUCCAGCCUGAUGCAGGCGUACCAGGCCUGUAAAGCCAUCAUAAUUAAGCUCCUGUCCCGCCCCAAAGCCAUCAGCCCCUACCACCUCCGCAGCAUCAUGCUGUGGGCUUGCGACCGCCUCCCCGCCAACUACCUUGCGCAGGACGACUUCUCCGCCCACUUCCUGCUGGGCUUGAUCGACGACCUGCAGCACUGCCUCGUCAACAAGAUGUGCCCCAAUUACUUCAUUCCCCAGUGCAACAUGCUGGAGCACCUGUCGGACGAGACGGCCAUGCUCCACGCCCGCAAACUCUCCUCAGUGCGCUCCGACCCGGCCGAGCACCUCCGCACCACCAUUGAGCACGCCAAGGCCGCCAACAGGCUGACAGUGGACCUGCAGUGGCGAGGCAGCGCCAACAACCUGCCGUCACCGCAGUCCGACGCCGGCGGAGAGAACCAGCCAGACGACCGGCUGGCCAAGAAGCUUCAGCAGCUGGUAACAGAGAAUCCUGGGAAAUCCAUCUCGGUCUUCAUCAACCCGGACGACGUCACACGGCCGCAUUUCCGCAUCGACGACAAGUUCUUCUGAGACAACGUUCUCCCAGACCUCGUCCUCCUCCUCCUCCCCUUCGUCUCUGCCUUUCUUCUCCUCGCCUGGUGCCCCACCUCCUCUGAAACUUUAUUUUUUACAUUUUUUAUGUUUCUCUGCCACAGAGUGAAGUGAGGUGAUCGUCUAGUUGUGUCUGCCACAGUUUUUUAUUUUUUUAUUUUUAUUUUUCUAUUCCCUUUCCCCUCUUCCCUCCUCUUUCACUGUGUGCCCUGUGUUUUUUUACCUGCUGAAUGCCUUUUAAAUAGACCGCUGAAUAGCAUCGGGUUGAUUUUAAACAUGAAGGACGAGGUGAAAAUCCACCUUAGGAUGGGACUGCUGUUCCUGUGUUUACUUAAGUUAUCAGGGAUCCUGGAAAUGAGAGGAAACCAACAACUCCUGAAAGCGUCUCAGGAGGUCGUUUAAAGUAUAGUUUGGGUUCACUGACGCAGUUGAGGGUGUAGUGAAGCUGUAGCUGAUGCAGAACUUUGCAAAAAUCGCACCAAAUAGUCAAUAGAAAACUAAAUGUUUGAGCAAAGAUCUUAUAACUUCUGAUCACAGAAGUUCUGUUUUUCUGUAAUAAUUCAGCGAUUUAUUAAAUCCUCAAAACUCUAAAAUUACUCACAGAUUAAUCCUCAUAGUUUCCAGAGUUAUGAGACAAGUUCCCUCGUGAUUAAAGGUGAGCAGCUCAAACAUUAUCUCUUGAUCGUGACGAUACGGCGAGUCCUCGCUGUGAGAUCCUGUCUGACAUUCAAGCCCAGUGUUAAUGACAGACUUUUAGAGGAAUUUAUGUGAACAUUUCUGAUAAAUUUUAGUUUUCUAACGGCUUCGACGUGCAGCAGCGUGUGUUUUUCCAACACAAACUCAUCAGACAUUUGAAACUCGUCAGAUGCAGCAGCUCAGCGUCGUUCAUGAUUUCCCACCAAGCCUGGAACAGCAGCAGCAACACUACAGCGACUUGUCAAACACAUUGAGGAGUUGGGGAUGCCAAAUGGCGCGUCUCAGACUUAGGAAUUCAGAUGAAGGAGUUCUGUUAGAAGGUGGAUUUUGUCCCUCUGAGGAAUGUCUUGGUCCUGCUGAGGGGUGAUGGUACUAAUGUCUUAGAAACUAACUGUAAAUAGGACAAAACUGACUGGACACUGAUCUGUGUAGACAGAAAGAGAUACUUAGUGACUGCUGAUGUGUGGACUACUUUUCGUCUAAUUUUGCACAGAAUGUAAAAAAACACUUUUCCUUCUCGAUGGUGGACGUCGUGUCCGUCCUGAUUCUGAAAUGAUGUGUCAUAUCAGUAGACAGCCGACGCGACUGAACAAUGGUCAUAAUGCAUGCUUUACAUGUGUAUAUUAGCCAGUGGAAUAGCACCAAGUACCCAGUGAUACUGCAGUAACAUUUCAUCAUCAGAGUCUCAAAAUGUGCUGACCAGCUUGACGAGAUGUUGACGUGACUGUUUGCCGUCUCCUUUCGAGACCCGGUGAGAAUCGUUUUCACCGUCUGUGUGAUCAGAAGCUGAGUGAAGUCUGUGGAAGCUAAUCAGAAUUUGAUGUAAAACCCCACAGCUGCGGUGGGUAUUUUGUGCAUCUGCAUUUCUUUAUGUUUCAGCUUUAUGUUGGGACAACGCAGUACGUUAUUUAUACGUUAAAAUCAUUUUUUGCCUCGAAACAGCUGGUUUUGUCACCACAGGCACAGCUGGAAAAAUAUCCACUUUCCGUGCCACAAAAUUGGCUACAAACUGUCCCAGCAGUCCCUGAAAUGAGCCAUUUUCAUCCAGGUCUCCUCCAGGUGUCGCACCGGCCCACCUGCGGAUGAGGCGCAUUCUGGAAAUGUUGAUCCGUACAAAACGUGUUCAAGUAAAACAUGGGUGACUUGCAGAAACACACAGUUCUGAUGUUUUAUUCUGGUGAUGGGGCUGACUUUUACGCAGAAACCGUCUGACGUGAGGCGAGAGCGACGAGAAAAAUCAACCGACCAAUCAGACCUGAGUACGUAGCCUGACUGUGUACUUGCAGCUUGACUUCUCCACAGCUUAACACUCAGGUUAAUGUGAUGCAUUGUGACCAUUUUCAGGUUAAGUGUCUCAGAAUAUUCCUUUAGACGUGACAUCGCUGCAUCCACUUAUUCCUGUCACUUUGAUUGGUUUUCAUUGUUUGGAUCAGAAGUGAUCACACGUUUCCGUAAGCUUCACUGUGUCUGUACGACCUCCUGUGUUUUGUCACCUGACUGAUAUUUUGUUCCUGCUGCUUUUAUUUGAGUUUUUAACGUGUGGGGGGAUCAGCCGUCCUUCAACGCAGCUGGCUCACGAAGCGAAUCCACCUGACGGGUCCCAGUUCCAGUCCCAUGAAGCUGCUGGACAAAGCGUCAGAGUCCCAGAGUCAGGAGGUUCAGGACUUCCUUCAGGGAUUUAUCAAAGAUGUUGAUCUCAGCUUUACAAACAAUACUGAUGUGAACCCCUCAGAGUUUUAAGGUAGAUCUCAGCAGUUAGAUAAUAUCAGCUGACCAGUUCAUCAUCCCAGCUGCAUCAGCGACAAAAAUAAUAAAACUGACUGAGUCCAGCAUCAUGGGAGUCGAUCCUGAGCUGGUUGUGUUGAAGGUGAGUCGGGUCCCACUUUUUGUUUCCUUUGUGUUCUCGGCUGUCCAAACAUUUCCAGAAAAAAUACCAAAAACCCCCUGCAGAUAUCUGACCGGCAAUGUGCUCCAUAUCCUCAUCCUCAAGUGCAAUUAGUGACACACACACACAUAUAUAUAUAUAUCAUGUAGCAUCAAGACUAGAAGACACACCAACUCCGUUAAAGCUGGUUUUAAUGAAGACACUAACAGACCACAGGACACCGAACACACACACACACACUCUCACUCAGAGGUUUUUCACACCAUCAAAGUGCCACACACUCCCGCUCGGUGGAAAUGUAAUCAGUGUGUUCUUCAGAGCUCCAUGACCUUUGACUUUGCUGUCCUCUCUGUUUGUUCAGACCCUUUCGACUGUGAGUUUUUAUUUUCUUUGUUCUCUUGCUGCUCUGCUUAUUAUUCCAGUGAUGGAUUUCUUUAUGCAAUGUUGACUUGGAUGGUCGAAGCCUUCAGAUGGCAGCUCCUCCCGUCUGUUAAGGUCCACCGCUAUAAUUCACUGUACAGUAGAGUCAUAAAGUCUUUUAACCAGAA
Molecule: messenger RNA, 4786 nt
Organism: Scatophagus argus
Lineage: Eukaryota; Metazoa; Chordata; Actinopteri; Scatophagidae
Product: protein MB21D2
Exons: 2
Coding region: 224-1636 (470 amino acids)
Source: RefSeq, a predicted model, not a curated record